Salmo salar (Atlantic salmon) is the source of this 1462-nucleotide messenger RNA. RefSeq names its product CY domain-containing protein. NCBI's taxonomy places the organism in Eukaryota, Metazoa, Chordata, Actinopteri, Salmoniformes, Salmonidae. Gene Ontology annotation, biological process: negative regulation of endopeptidase activity. Gene Ontology annotation, cellular component: extracellular region. Gene Ontology annotation, molecular function: cysteine-type endopeptidase inhibitor activity. The record is from RefSeq and is a predicted model, not a curated record.
UCAGUCUGCAUAUAGUACGGCCCUGGGACACAGCCCAGGCGUCUUUAGCCUCGUUUCCUCAUUAGCAUUUGCGACCAGGCUAACACGGGGUGCUGUGUACAGUAAGGAUGUGGGUCUGUGUGUGGCUGGUGGCCCUGUGUGUGUGUUGGCAUGGGGGUAGCCCCACCCCGGUGACCCCUGCGGUGGGGUGCCAGGGCCCGGAGGUCCUGAGGGCGGCGGAGGAAGGCCUGGACCAGAUCAAUUCUGACCUCACCGAAGGAUUCAUCCUCAGCCUCAACAGAGUCUAUGAUGUCAGCCAGCAGACAGGGGAAGGAGCAGUGCUGUUCAACCUGACCAUAGACGUGCUGGAGACAAAGUGUCAUGUGAUCAGCAGGAAGCCGUGGAAGAAAUGUGAAGUAAAGGAUGUAGAUGACGUACCAGUGUAUGGGCAUUGUGUGGCGUUUAUCUCUGUUGGGAAGAGUGUGGAACUGCGCAGCUAUAAAUGUGCCAUCCAACAAGUGCCUGCCACGGUCAUCGUCGACACGUGUCCAGACUGUCCAACAGUAGUGCAGCUGGAUGACCCCAUCAUAGCGGAGACGGCCAAUCUGAUCCUCCAGAAAUACAACAGAAUGAAUCGCCUGCCAAACUACUUCACCCUCCUCAACGUAACAGGAGCUAGCAUGCAGUAUAUUUCAAGUUCAAAGUAUACUGCUUCGUCUUCACAGUGGGUGGUGGGUCCGGCCUACUUUGUAGAGUUCACCAUCAGAGAAACAGUCUGUGCUAAGGACACUCCUGACGUCGAUCUGACCCAGUGUAAAAUGAUGGACUGUGAAUUUGCACACAAAGCCUUUUGCACAGGCUCUCACACCACUCUGGAUGAUGGCACGUUUCAGACCAAACUCUACAUCGAGGUCAAGUGUGAAAUCUUUGAACCAGAGGGUGCCAAGGCAGAGGAGGAGGCCCAUGUCAGAGGAGACAGUGGGCAUCAGAGUGAAGAUGAGGACCAUAAACACGCGCACACACACCUGCACCCCUAUGAGCACCACCACCACCCCCCCAACUCCAAUCAGGCUUCCCCCAGACUGAAGGGCUCGUUGGGUAUAGUGGUGGUUCUACCUCCCCCUCGUGUGCCACCACCUCCAAGAGCCUCACCAGCAGCAAGCAACUGUCCAGCCAAGAGGAAAACUAACCUGGGACUGGAUAGGUUUCCAAUUUGAUUGAUAAACAUCUUCCGUUACUGCAAUAACAGCUUAUUAACACUUUCCUGAGAUACAAAGCUACUUUGGUAACAAAGGAAAACUGAAAGAACUAUGACUCAAAACACUUCCCCUAUUUUGCCCUGGCUGGACAAUGUUCACCUUUUUUGUUGUUGUUGUUGCUAUCUCAGUUCACAUAUGUAAAGAAUUUUACAACAUUGUACUGUUUGAUAAUAACUAUGAUAGCUAGUAAAUUUAUCAGAGCAAUAAAUGUAUAGUUUAGUCUA